Molecule: messenger RNA, 1273 nt
Organism: Cuscuta europaea
Lineage: Eukaryota; Viridiplantae; Streptophyta; Magnoliopsida; Solanales; Convolvulaceae
Source: the annotation of a GenBank genome assembly
AAAAUAUGACACCAUAGUUAUAUUUGAGAUAAACAUGAUGACUGAAUGUUGAAAUUUGAAAAUGAUAUUUCUUUUCUUUAAGAAAUCCAUACCUUCCAUGAUACGGAUUAAAAUAAUUUACCUAAAAAUAUGACUAAACCUUAAUCUCUUUUCUUAUACAUCACAGAUUCACAAUUAUGAUUUCUUUCCUUAGAACGGUCAUUUAAUCAAAUACUAACUCAUAGGUAAUAGGUAAUAAAGGAAGUCGGCCAAUAGUAAACGGUUCCUCGGAGAGGCCAGGGAAAUUCAUGAACAAUUCGUCUUCCCGAGAGAGCAUUGCUUCCAUAAAAGACGAAGCAGCAUCUUCAAAAUGGUCUUCGUUUGACAAAGAAUUCCUGUCAUUUUUAGGAGGGCCCUCGUCAUCAUGAUUCUCUGCUGGCUCCUGUGGAGAGUCCCACUCAGAUUGCUGGACUGGCAAAAACGCAUCUUCAAGCAGAAAAUCGCACCAACUGAAACCCGAUGAUGAGAGUGAAGAAGACAUGGGAGCUUUGACCACCAAGUAAUUGUUAUUCGUGAUGGAUUUAAUGGCUUGGAGCUCGGCGAAAAGGUCGGUAUGACGGUGAUGGUGGUCACCGGAAUUUCUGGCCGACUGGAAAGGAUCGUCGUCGCAGAUAUCUUCCAGGAACACCAAUCAACACCCCAGCACCCCAAGGCGGACCCAAACACAUCAAAGGUCACCCUGGGCUCUGCAAGACUGCAAGACACGAGUGAGAACCAAACGUUGGUUUUCUUCUUCCAACCCCAUCGCUCGAGUAAUUACGGGCACCCUGCUGCCGGCGUCAGAACCUUUCCCCAUGGAAGUGUGGGAGCAGAGCACUGGGGAUUACCCAGAAGAGGGAACCCAGAGCACCCCAGCAAAUCAACACCAACACUAAACCCUAACCAACAAACGGAAAUUAUGACCCCCAAAACACAAAGCUUGCUUACACGUACACAACAUGGUAAUAGAAGCGCAGGAAUCUCCCCAACCCAACUCCCGUUCGUCUACCGCCGUUUGAUUCACCUAGGCCAACCGCUUCCAACUACCUCCCCAAGCAGCGAGCUCUAUGGCCUCGUUAGACUGACUUAGGCUUGGACAAUCAUUCGAAUGACAUGUUUCUGGUUGCUAUCCAAGGGUGAACAACUUCACUUUUCUGGUAUUCUUCAUCAUCGUUUUUUACACUGUUUGCAUUCAAGAAUUCUCAUUGGUGGAUAACAAGAAGACGUUAUUUGAGGAUGAUGAUGCUAUUCGCGG